Monosiga brevicollis MX1 is the source of this 6588-nucleotide messenger RNA. RefSeq lists its product as uncharacterized. The record is from RefSeq and is a predicted model, not a curated record. Gene Ontology annotation, biological process: leading strand elongation; nucleotide-excision repair, DNA gap filling; DNA replication. Gene Ontology annotation, cellular component: nucleus; epsilon DNA polymerase complex. The annotation marks the transcript as partial. The transcript has 49 exons. NCBI's taxonomy places the organism in Eukaryota, Choanoflagellata, Craspedida, Salpingoecidae. Gene Ontology annotation, molecular function: nucleotide binding; zinc ion binding; DNA-directed DNA polymerase activity.
GAUAAGCUGGAUAAGCGAUUCGGCUUUGAUCGCCCCACCGGGACCGCAGAUAAGCUCGGCUGGCUCAUCAACAUGCAGCCCACGAGUUUCCGUGACACCGAGACUGGCCAAGUCAAGUCUGCCGUGGACUUUUAUUUUCUGGAAGAAGAUGGCCAACGCUUCAAGGCCACCUAUCCGUAUUCCCCUUACUUUUUACUGCGAGCUGGUACGGAGGGCGAAGUUGAUCAGUACCUCAAGCGCAAAUUUGACAAGCACAUCGCCAAGAUUGAACUGGUUGAUAAGGAGGACCUGGACUUGGACAACCAUUUGAUUGGCUUGAAGCAGCCUUAUCUGAAGCUCACGUUCAAUAACGUGCAGGACUUGCAGCUGACCAAGAGCAAAAUUUCCCCCAUUAUCAAACAAAAUCGUUCUCGACAAGCAGAUGAGGAGCACUUUGCUCACGCCCAGGCUCUUGCAAGUUCGGGCACAACUGAAAUCGACACUGUAGCCAAAGCAGACGAGCGACUCAAGCACGUGGAUGAUGUGAUGGAUUCGGUUUUGGAGAUGCGCGAGUAUGACGUUCCGUACCAUAUGCGCGUGUGCAUUGACAACCGCAUCUAUGUCGGCAAAUGGUACACCGUCACCAUUCAAGGACAGCAAGUGCAUGUCUCAGAGCGUGCCGACCUUCUCCUCAUGCCGGACAUCAAGGUCUUGGCAUGGGACAUUGAAACAACCAAGUUGCCCUUGAAGUUCCCCAACAGCGAGAUUGACCAGAUUAUGAUGAUUUCCUACAUGAUUGACAACCAAGGGUACUUGAUCAUCAAUCGUGAAAUUGUGUCCGAGGACAUUUCUGAUUUUGAGUACACACCCAAGCCUGAGUUCCCUGGGCACUUUGAAGUCUUCAACUGUGAGAAUGAGCAUGCCACAAUUGCCCGUUUUUUCGAACACAUUCAGUCGGAAAAGCCACACGUGAUGGUCACGUACAACGGUGACAGCUUCGAUUGGCCAUUCCUCGAGCGAAGAGCUGAGAUUAACGACAUGCGGAUGUUUUACGAGAUUGGAUUUCGCCCCAAUACCCAGGGCGAAUACCUUUCUCGUUUUGCGCCCCAUCUUGACUGCUUCCGAUGGGUAAAGCGCGACAGUUAUCUGCCAGUGGGUAGCCACGGUCUCAAGGCCGUCACUCGCGAGAAAUUGCGCUAUGAUCCGUUGGAGAUUCACUAUGAAGAGAUUUGCCGCAUGGCCGCCGAGCAACCCCAGGAGUUGGCCAACUACUCGGUAUCAGAUGCCGUCGCAACCUAUUACCUCUACAAAAAAUAUGUGCAGCCCUUCAUCUUUGCGCUCUGCACCAUCAUUGCUUUGGGGCCUGACGACGUGCUGCGCAAGGGCUCGGGCACGCUCUGCGAGACCUUGCUGAUGAACAACGCGUACAAUAGCAACAUUGUCAUGCCAAACAAGAAGCAGGCUGAUGUCUCAAAGAUGCACAAUAACCACCUUUUGGCGUCAGAGACGUACAUUGGUGGACAUGUGGAGGCUUUGGAGUCUGGCGUCUUCCGCAGCGACAUUCCUUGCAAUUUCAAAGUCGACCCCGAGGCCGUCCAAAAGCUGAUUGACAAUCUGGACGCAGCCUUGCACCACGCCAUCGUGGAGGAGGAAAAGCGUGAUUUUGACACGAUUGUCAAUUACGAUGAGGUCAAGGCAGAGCUUGUUGCGCAACUUGAAGAUCUCAGAGACAACCCCAAUCGUUUUGAAGUCCCUUUGAUUUAUCACUUGGACGUUGCGGCGAUGUACCCCAAUAUCAUCUUGACCAACCGUCUUCAGCCACCGGCCGUUGUGGACGAGAAGACGUGUGCAUCGUGCGCUUUCAAUAACGAAGAGAACCGCUGCAAGCGCAAGAUGACCUGGAUGUGGCGUGGUGAAGUGUCCCCUGCUGGUCGCAGCGAGUAUUUGCAACAGCGCAUGCAGGCAGAAUCGGAAACCUUUCCGGGCGAGAACCCUGGUGAUCCACAGCGCCCAUUUCACGAACUUCACGAACUGGAGCAAGCUGCCAUCAUCAAGAAGCGUCUCGAUGAAUACUCACGCAAAACCUACAAGCGCACCAAAGACACCAUCAUCGAAGAACGCGUGAGCACCGUGUGCCAGCGGGAAAACCCCUUCUACAUUAACACCGUGCGCAGCUUUCGUGAUCGACGUUAUGAGUACAAGGGCAAGCUGAAGGAUAGCAAGCGGCUGCUCUCUGACGUGCAAGCGUCCGGCGACCCCGCAGAGAUUAAGCGCGUGUCUGAUCUUGUAGUCCUUUAUGAUUCACUGCAGCUGGCUCACAAGUGUAUCCUCAACUCCUUUUAUGGCUACGUGAUGCGCAAAGGCGCUCGCUGGUUCAGCAUGGAGAUGGCCGGUGUCGUGUGCCUGACAGGAGCUAACAUCAUCACCAAGGCCCGUGAGAUUGUGGAGCGUCUGGGUCGUCCACUUGAGCUUGACACAGAUGGCAUCUGGUGCUGUCUGCCUGGCAGCUUUCCGGAAGAAUUUACAUUCAAGACCAGCGACCCAGGCAAGAAAGCCAAAAUCACUAUCAGCUACCCAGGCGCCAUGCUCAACAUCAUGGUGAAUCAAGAAUUUACCAACGAUCAGUAUCAAGACCUGGUCGAUGAGCGCAACCUGAUCUUUAAGACCAAGGUGGAGAAUUCCAUUUUCUUUGAAGUGGACGGCCCGUACAAGGCCAUGAUCCUGCCUGCGUCCAAGGAAAAGGACAAACGUUUGAAGAAGCGCUAUGCUGUCUUCAACGAGGAUGGCUCGCUUGCAGAGCUCAAGGGGUUUGAGAUUAAGCGUAACGGCGAGCUCAAGAUUAUCAAAAUCUUUCAAAAGGAGGUUUUUGAUAGCUUCCUGCUCGGCAACUCGCUGGAGGAGGUCUACGCUCAUGUGGCAGAUGUGGCCAAUCAUUGGCUGGACAUCCUUUACACCCACGGCGAGGGCUUGCCGGAUUACGAACUUUUCGACCUCAUUUCUGAAAAUCGCAGCAUGUCGCGCACCCUGGCUGAUUAUGGCACGCAAAAGUCCACUUCCAUCAGCACGGCCAAACGCCUGGCGCAGUUUUUAGGCGAUGAGAUGGUCAAGGAUAAGGGCCUGGCCUGCCAGUUUAUCAUUUCCAAAAAACCCGAAGGCACACCUGUGACCGAGCGUGCCAUUCCUGUUACCAUUUUUCAGGCCGAGGAGCAGGUCAAGCGCCACUACUUGCGCCUGUGGACGAAAGAAGGGGCAGGACUGGAGAGUGCUGACAUCCGGGACAUCUUGGAUUGGGACUAUUACAUUGAGCGCUUGGGUUCUGCCAUUCAAAAGAUCAUCACCAUCCCAGCCGCCAUGCAGAAGGUGGAAAACCCCGUACCCCGAGUACAGCACCCCGACUGGCUGCAGAAGCGUCUAUUGGACAAGAAUGACAUCUACAAGCAACGAAGCAUUCGAUCCUACUUCUCGGCCGCACCAGUCGAGGAGGCUCAAGGAACCUUGGAAGCCGAGACCGAGAACCUCAAGCCGACCGCGGCCGAUAUUGAGGAUCAAUUCCGCAUGUCUGAGAAUCCCAAGCCCAAGGGGCCGAUGAUUACCGUUACACGCCGGAAGAAGCUGCGCAACAAAAUGGUUUCUGUCAAUGAACAGGUUCAAGCGGGUGACUGGCGCGAGGUUAUGGCCGAGGAGACCUCUGGAGAUCCAGCGGAGGAUUAUCCCGCCUGGCUCAAGUAUCAAAAGCGAAAGUGGAGCAUUCAACGCGCAGAGCGCAAGCGCAAACGCAGCCUGGGCAUCUCCAUGACUACUGCCGUGGCCUCAGGCGACUCUGUAGCUUUGUCUCGCUACGUCGCCGGCAAGCAGGAGGCGGCUAUUGUCAAUCACUGGCAAAUCAUCCAGAUUGCAAACACAUCGACGCCUGGCAUCUUCAAGCUGUGGUGUUUGGUUGACGGGGGUCUGCAUGCCAUGCGUCUCAACGUUCCGCGGCGCUUUUAUGUCAACAUGCACGAGGAGGACCCAACCAAGAAGCACAUCAAGGUGUCCCGACAGCUGCCACGCUCCCACCCUUGUAAAUUUUUGUAUCAGUUUGAGAUGACGGAGACACAGUAUCUGCGCGACCAGAAGCGCCUGGCAUCCCAACUCUCUCACAGCGACGUGGAGGGCGUGUAUGAGCUCCAAAUGCCCUUGUUGUGGCGGGCUCUUCUGGAGCUGAGUUGUACCACGGGCAUUCGACGCGAAGCCAUUAAAGCACGUGCUGGUGCCAAGGGCGAGUUUGGAUUGACUGAUUUGGCUGCCAAGCCUGAAAGUGCUCGCCAUUACCUGGCAGACCGCUCAGCCUUUCACGAUGUCUUUUUCUACCACUGGUAUGUUGCAAGGUGGAUUUUGAGAAGAUGCUUCCUGAAGAGAAUAUCAGCUUUCGUUCAAAGUCAGUCUCCUCUCAAUUGCAUGCUGUCCUCGACUCCCAAGAGGCUAAAACAAGUAUUGUUGAUAAGCCCUACGAUGUCAAAACCAAUCGGACCUGUUCUUGCAACCGUGCGUACCGAGCAAGAGGCGCACAAUGUCAUCAACGAAGAGCUACUGCGCUAUCAUGGUGCCAAGCAUGGACCCACAGUCGUGCUGCUCAACAGCUCAGCCUCAUUGUCUCAAAUGUCUUCGCAUAUCGACAUGAUCAAAGAGUUUCCAGUUGUGGUUCAGCCCUUCAACGCCAGUGACAAUAUGUGGCAAUUCCACGAUUGGCGUCGUAGCACGGUUCAAACAGCAUUGCACCGUUAUGCCAAGUGUCACGAGAUCUUUCAAGAUCGCAUCGAGAUUGCGCGGUAUGCUCAAGCACCCGUGGGCAACAUACCUUCCGACUUCCAACCCUUCAUCCACGACUUGUUCUUCGCCCGCCAGCUCCAACAACACAAUUUUGUUUUGUGGAUGUCGCCCUCCACUCGCCCGGAUCUUGGUGGCAAGGCACAAGAUGACAACCGCUUGAUGCUUGACGAUGAACAAGACGCGUAUGCGAUGAACCAGCCUGGUUUCUAUGAUACCUGCUGUGUUGAGUUGGAGGUCAUGCACCUACCCAUCUGCGCGGUGCUACAAUACGCGACACUGUCGGAUGAGGGAAGCCUUGGCAUCACUUCCAACUUUGAUACCGUCACGGAUACAAGUCUGCACGACAUGAUGACUGGCGCCUCGGCAGCAUUGACCAGCUUUGAUGAGACGGCUCAGUGCUUCCCUGCUUUCCGCGUUCUCAAAUCGCUGGUGGGCGCUUGGCUCAACGAGGUGGCCAGCCGCUACGAAGUAAUGGCUGAUGGUCAGCUUCAACACUUUUAUCGCUGGCUGAAGAAUCCCAUGUCGAUGCUCUACGACCCGGCACUGCUACGCACCGUGCGUGAUCUGAUGAAAAAACUCUUCUUGCACUUGAUCACGCAUGUCAAGCGACUUGGCAACGAACUCGUCUACGCCUCCUUCAACCGUAUGAUUCUCAAAACGGCUAAGAGUGAUGUUCCGCAAGCCAAGGCCCACAUUGAUUACGUUCUCAGCGUGCUGAGCCAAAACAACUUGUUUGCCGUGCUGACAUUGGCACCACAACGUGCAUGGUCACAGCUCCUGUGGAUGGAUGCCAUGAACUUUGGCGGCAUCGAUGCACAAUCAGAGACGCGCCCGGUGUUGGAGGAUGACGAAGAUGGCGCCCCAAGCGAGAGGGACGGGGUUGAUACCGCGCUGUCGGAUGAUGAGGGUGGUAUGUCGGUGGUGCGAAACUUCAACAUUCAGCAAUACCUUCCUGUGGAUCGCGUGCAACAUCUCUUCGCCUUGACCAUUAGCAUGUUCUUGUAUCUGACCUACGAAGCUCGUCAGAACGACCUGCACCGCCGCAGUUCGGCCCGUGAGCAGCGUCUGCGGGAGGCCGAGCUCAUGACCGCCAGUCAAAUUCGUGCAGAGGUGGCGGAUCAAAACAAAGAUGUGACCUCCGAGACCAAAAGGUGCGAAGCGAAGCCGAGAGAUGCACAGCCAGGCCACCAGAGCCGGCACUUUCCACACUUGGCUGGCUCGCAUCUGCCAUUGCAAAAUCCAGCACUUGAGUUUAUCAAGUACACGUGCCAUCUUCUGAGCAUGGACAAGGCCCACAAGGGCGACUAUGAGCGCUUAAAGCGGGACUUGUUGCGGAUGAUCAACAAGCGCGAGUUUGCUGCCGAGAGCGCCUUUCGCAACCCCUGCAUGAGUUUAACAUUGCCUCAGUUUGUCUGCGCACACUGCAAUUUGUACGAUGAUCUCAAUUUGUGCGACGACGAGGUCGUCACCAAGCGAAGUGAUGGUGCCUCGAACUGGGUGUGCCUACGAUGCCAGCAUCAGCAUAACCGCGAAGAAAUUGAGCAGCAGUUGCUGUCUGUGGCCCGACAAGCGCUCAUGGCCUAUCAGCUACAAGAUCUUCGCUGCCUUAAAUGCAAGCUGAUCAAGGGUGAUCACCUCUCGCGUCACUGCUCUUGUGCCGGGGCCUACGCUCUGACCGAGCCCAGUGAGCGGCUGCAGACCAAACUCCAUACUUUGUUCAACGUUGCCAAAUAUCACCAGCUCAAGUUUUUGCAAGAAGAACUCGAGUGGAACUUGCGUGGCAUGGGCGUGGCCGUAUAG